AUGUGUCCGGGUGGCCUCGUCCGCAUCCUGGAGCGAAGCCCAACGGGGCUGGCUUCUCUGCCCCUUGAAGUCAUGGCUUCCUUUCGGCCGAGCACGCUGGGCCCCCUGCGCUGUGUAAGCUGGAUUCUGUGGCCUAGUGUGAACCCAAUCGAGUGUGGGGUACUCAAUAAACCCUGGCUGCAAGUGAAACGGGAACAGGAUCAUAAUAUUGCUGGCAACGUCGGCUACAGGAUGUGCUGGGCAGCUGGCCUGAGAAAUACAGAUGGCUCCAAUAGGGGAGAGUCUCUAGCCCGUGCCGCGCGAUCCAUCAAAGCUGGAGCUCAGCGCUGCGGGUGGCGGAGUCCUCGGCGCUCUCUGAGCUGGGUGGUUGCCCGCGGAAGUUUCGUUACCGGACCAGCCGCCGGCGAGCGCGUCCUGCGCGGAGACGGACCCGCGCGCCUGACUCGUGUCGGAGACAAAGGCUGGCGGGCCGGGCCGGGCCGGGCCGCUUCCUCCCCGCCGCCCAUGGCUUCAGCCCAGCGAGCCAGCCCCGUCUCUUGCCGCCUCGUGGCAGCCGCGAUCUGGUGGCAGGCAGUGCCUUCCUUUUCCGAGAUCCACUGCCCUGGCCAUCAAGAAUGUUCCCAACAAGGAACUAGCUGGACAAGCUUGUGGUACGUUUGGCUUAUCCUGAUCACAGUUUUCCUGCUCCUGAUGUGCGGGAUUGGAGCCAGCUGUGCCAAGUUCUGCUGCCGCACCAAGCGAUCGCUGCGCCAGACCUUUCCGCCCCAUGCUCAUGACCUCACGGUCAUCCCCACGGAGCAUGACAGCACAGCCCACAGCACCGUCACCUCCUACAGCUCAGUCCAGUACCCUCCGCGUGUCCCGCUUUCGCUGCCUUUUGGAGACACAGACAGGAAUUUGGCGUGUCCCCCAGCCUACAGCCUCUACGCCAUAGAAAUGCCGCCCUCCUAUGAUGAGGCCAUCCAAAUGGCCAAGUCUCCUGUCGAGACUCCGUCGAUGGGCCAGAAACUGGACAGCGACGCCUGUGAACCAGCAGCCUCGCAGGAGCAGAAUGAAACCCAAACAUCGCCCAGACCAUCUGAAGGCAGCCCCAUGCAGGUGCAGGAGAACCCAGGAGGUCCAUCUGUUCCCUCCCAAGAGCAAUCAUCGUGGUCUCCUUGAGAGGGGAACAGGAGGAUAUGGACAGAAAUAAUGGUGGAGAAGGGAAAUUGGAUCACGUCUAUGUUGCUACCCUCAUCUUGAUGGACCUCUACCACGAUCCAUCCAAGAGUACCUCCUGCCAUUUCUGAUAACGUCCCAUUUGACAUUUCAAGAGGAUUGAAACAGGAUGGUUGCCAUCCAUGUCUUAAUUAUCCAAGGUGAAAAAUAAAGCUUUUGGAGUAGCACGGCCACCCCUUGGGGGUCAGCUGCCUUGAGUGCAUUGGACAUAACAGGAAAUGGCUGGCUGCUGGACCUAAAGGGGGUCGAAAGGUGUGUAUCCUGUGCCCUGCGGUCAAAAAAAAAUGAGAGCAAGUACAAAUUAAUCUCUCUUUCUUCUGGGAAGACUGGACUUUCUAGCAAAUUGCUGAGAUAUGGGAUUCGUUGCUAUGUAACGGCCAAGCUUGGACCCAGAGCCCGUUUUGAAUUUUUCCUAUUUUCUCUUGAUAGACUGGGCAACGGAGUCGUGGUAACAAGGUGGAAACCCUUUCAGAAAGGCCAAAGUCAUUUGUUUAUCCUAAUCCAAACCGGAAUGGUUUCCCGGUUUCUGUUGCCUGAUUCCCUUGUCUCCUCCAAGGACCAUUGCUGUGUCCGACUGGAAUGUAAAAUACAUGCUGGGAUAUUAGCAGGUCUGCUGUGGAUUUGCAGAAUAAUGCAAUCUUUUGCCAAGAGGGCGUUGAUUUCUUAUUUUAAAUCUAGCAAUAUUCUUCUAGACUGCAAAGCGUUUUUGAAUCUUAGGUAUUUAUCUUAAAAAAUAAUGUUUGUGUUUAUAUCUGUGUGUGUGUAUAUAGAAGUUCAGCAUAUUGGGAAAAUGCUGAUAUAAAUGCCCCACAGGUUAGUUUUCUUCCCAGGACCUAAUUUUUCAUAGAUAGCUGGCAGAAAUUUUGGAAUGAAUCUGAAAUAGUCUCUAAUAAUACCAGUAACCUUUCA
Molecule: messenger RNA, 2127 nt
Organism: Candoia aspera
Lineage: Eukaryota; Metazoa; Chordata; Lepidosauria; Squamata; Candoiidae
Gene: TMEM52
Product: transmembrane protein 52
Exons: 6
Coding region: 1-1161 (386 amino acids)
Source: RefSeq, a predicted model, not a curated record